Molecule: messenger RNA, 1425 nt
Organism: Aspergillus versicolor CBS 583.65
Lineage: Eukaryota; Fungi; Ascomycota; Eurotiomycetes; Eurotiales; Aspergillaceae
Exons: 3
Coding region: 1-1425 (474 amino acids)
Biological process (GO): dephosphorylation
Molecular function (GO): phosphatase activity
Source: RefSeq, a predicted model, not a curated record
AUGCAGACCGUCUACGAGGGCAUUCUCGACAUGCUGACCUUCUUCCUGGGCCUGCUCCUCCCAGGCGCCUCGCUGGCUGCCGUGGACAGCUUCUACCCGCCCCUCAACCACACCACGUACAUCACCAAUGCCUCGCUGGGCACGUAUGGCGGCGUCUUCAGCGCCCCCUCCGACAAGGCGAGCCAGACAGGCGACAGCGUCUAUAAUUACUGCUCCAUGCCGCAUCCGCAUGUAGAUACUUACGCCCUGCCCCGCUCAGUCGCGAACCACUCUGUCGCUGCCAAGCUCGUGCAUUUGGAGUACGUCCAGCGGCACCAGCGACGGACGCCGUAUAAUAUCCUCCCAGGAGGCGAAAACCAAGAAUACAACUGCGAGGCCAUCAACCCGCACCUCUUCGCCGCCCCUGCACAUGCCACAGGAUCAGGCCCGUCCCCAGUCCAGGUCUACGGCCAGGCCUAUACAGACCCAUCGAACCCAUUUCUAACUAACUACGUCAACGGCUCCUGCCAGUACCCCCAGCUGACAAUCGGCGGGUAUCUGGACGCGUACCAGCACGGGCGCGAUCUGCACGCCCUCUAUAGCACGCAACUAGGUCUGAUCCCGGAGACUCUGGAUGAGGGCGAUAAGCGCGUCUGGUUCAGAUCAACCUCAUCGCCGCUAACGCAGGGCUCGGCGGGUGGUGUGCUUCGUGGUCUUUGGCCGGAGUAUAAGGGCCCGUUACCAUUGCAUCAGCAGGUUGAGGCGGUUGAUACGAUUAACCGCGGUUUUGCGUGUCCGGCGCGAGACACGAUUCUGGAUGCGAUUCAGAGCGGGCCGCAGUGGGAGGAGUAUAUUGCUGUUACGGAUGGGUUGAGGAGGAAUCUUGCGGGAAUGUUUGGGGCGGAAGAGCAGGAGGAGUGGUUGGAGACUUGGGAUCAUUUUGCGGAUAAUUUCCAAGGGAGGUUGUGCAAUGGGUAUGAACUGCCUUGUUCUUUGGAAGAUGAGGGGGAGUGUGUGAGUAGAGUGCAGGCGGAUGAGGUGUUUCGCGCUGGGGAUUGGAUGUAUAACUACUGGUGGCGGAGGAAUCAGAAUGUCACCGAGUAUAUUCGCGUGAUUGAAGGGAUGUUUAUUGCGGAGUUGGUGAGAUCGUUUGAGGCAGUGGGUGCAGGGGAUGAAGUUGUGUAUAGACAUGUCUUUGCGCAUGAUGGCGAUAUUGCGCCGUUGCUGGGGGCGCUGGGGAUUAGGGCGUUGAGAUGGCCGGGAAUGGGCUCGAAUGUUGCAUUUGAGUUUUGGGAAACAUCCGAGUCAGAGAUGUAUGCCAGGGUGCUGUACAGUGGACGAACGCUGGAGACAGUCCACGGACCCCUGGAAUGGAUUCCAGUGUCCAAGCUGGUUGACAUCCUGAAGCCAUUUAUCCCGGAUGAUAUUGUCAAGUUGUGUAGUUAA